AUGCCUGGUUUCUGGCUUCUUGACGUACAUACAACCCACCCCCGCCUCCAGCUCCAGCUUGACCUGGAAGCACUUGCGUGGAUGCGUCCCGCAAGUGCAGGCGAGAUCGCGACAGUGCAUUUCCCCACAGCUGAGGGAACUGAAGAGUUAUCGAGACACGGGAAUCCGAAUGCUCCUACCUGGCUAUGUUGCUUGCAUAUCUUCCAAUAUCAAUUCCAAGACAAUGAUCUGGAUGAGACGGAACCCCAGAAGAUUUGA
Molecule: messenger RNA, 258 nt
Organism: Penicillium odoratum
Lineage: Eukaryota; Fungi; Ascomycota; Eurotiomycetes; Eurotiales; Aspergillaceae
Exons: 1
Coding region: 1-258 (85 amino acids)
Source: RefSeq, a predicted model, not a curated record